AUGGCUUUCAAGAAAGGUUCGCAUAUUUGGAAAACCGUUGGUAAAGGCUAUGAAAAUUUGAGAACUAGCAUGGUGUGGAAAUUGGGUGAGGGUACUUCAAUAAACCUAUGGUUAGAUAAUUGGUUGGGUAUAGGUCUUAUUCGUCAGUAUAUGCAUGGCCCCCUCAAUAAGGGGGAAGAGGAGAUGAAAGUUAAGGACAUAAUCAUAGAGAAUAAGUGGGAUAUUAGUCAACUUUCCUUUAAUUUUCCGCCUUUCAUUGCCGUGAGGAUAGCUUCUAUGCAAAUUCCCUUUCAAAUCCCUGAUACUACUUUCUCAUCCUUAGUAGACCAUGAUAAGUUCUCCCGGGCCGAAGUUUAUAAUAAGAUCAUUGACCAGAGAACCCAUCUCAAAGGAAGCGAGUGGAUUUGGAAGGUGAAGACACUUCCUAAGCUCAAUUUCUUCCUAUGGCUUAUGUGGUGGGAUCGUCUCCCACAUAAUACUCUCCUCCAUCUACGUCAUAUAAUACCCUCUCCCGAAUGCCCAACAUGCCCGGAAUUUAAUGAAGAUACAUUGCAUGUUAUUAGGGACUGUACCAAGGCAUCUCAGAUUUGGAACCUUAUCGCGUUACCGGGGGAAUUUUGGGAUUGCAACCACAUAGCCCGAAAUAAAUUUAUCUUUGGGCAAAAAGCUUAUGGUCCUCCUGAGGUGACGUUGAAUCAAGCCCUCAAUCUCACAAAAGAUUUUAUUGCUAAUCAAUCCACGAUCCCGUUACUAAAGACUCCUCAAAUCUCUCAAAAAUGGAAAAAUUAUUCUAGGUCGUAUGUUCAAGUGAAUGUUGAUGCCUCCUUUGUGGAUAUUGAAACCAUAGCAAGUAUAGCAGGUGUUAUAAGAAAUCAUCAAGGAAAUUGGCUAACCGGGUUCCAGAGUCUAUCAUAUGCUACUAACCCUUUCCAUGCAGAGUGCCUUGCCAUAAGGCAAGGUUUACAGAUUGCUAUACAGAAGAAAUUUGCUUACAUUGGAGCUGAGGCACUAUUUCAUGGACAUGGUGCUAGAGUUCGUUAG
Molecule: messenger RNA, 1041 nt
Organism: Beta vulgaris subsp. vulgaris (sugar beet)
Lineage: Eukaryota; Viridiplantae; Streptophyta; Magnoliopsida; Caryophyllales; Amaranthaceae
Exons: 3
Coding region: 1-1041 (346 amino acids)
Molecular function (GO): RNA-DNA hybrid ribonuclease activity; nucleic acid binding
Source: RefSeq, a predicted model, not a curated record